Messenger RNA from Durotheca rogersii, 1112 nucleotides. Its product is annotated as ribosome biogenesis protein RLP24. The coding region runs from base 151 to 774 and encodes 207 amino acids. Gene Ontology annotation, cellular component: nucleolus. Gene Ontology annotation, biological process: ribosomal large subunit biogenesis. The transcript is spliced from 3 exons. Lineage: Eukaryota; Fungi; Ascomycota; Sordariomycetes; Xylariales; Xylariaceae. The record is from RefSeq and is a predicted model, not a curated record.
AACCUACGACACAACGACACGACUACAUAAAUACGGCUAGUACAUACACAUACACCGCUCCGACUACGCCUCGUAUUUCCCAUAGUAUCGAAUAUUGCGCAUAAAAUUCGUCGAGUUAUCCAGAGCUGAGCUAGUCGCUCCUCUGUCAAGAUGAGGAUCGAGACGUGCUACUUCUGUAGCAGGCCCACCUAUCCGGGCAAAGGAAUCACCUUCUGCCGCAACGACGCGAAACAAUUCCGCUUCUGCCGGUCCAAGUGCCACAAGAACUUCGUCAUGAAGCGCAACCCGCGCAAGCUGGCGUGGACCAAGGCGUUCCGGCGCGCGGCCGGCAAGGAGAUGACGGUGGACGCGACGCUGCAGUUCGCGGCGCGGCGCAACGUCCCCGUGCGCUACGACCGCGACCUGGUGGCGCGGACGCUGCGGGCGAUGGAGCGCGUGGCCGAGGUGCGCGCCCGCCGCGAGCGGGCCUUCGCGCGCCGCCGCCUCGCCGGCCGCCGCGCCCAGCGCCUCGCCGAGGACCGCCGCCUCGUCCAGACCCACGCCCACCUGCUCCCGCGCCUGCGCGGCAGCGAGCGCCGCCGCCUCGCCCUCGAGCGCGGCGUCCGCCCCGAGGAGAUCGUCGACGAGGAGGAGGAGGAGCAGGUCGUCCGCCUGGAGGCCGCCGCCAAGGUGUUCGGAAAGGAGAAGGUCCGCAGGAAGGUCCGCGUCGACGGCGCCGUCGAGGAGGUCCCGGACGUCGCGGAGGCCGGCGGUAUGGAUGUCGAUUCCGAGUGAGCGGAGGCGCCGCGGCGGUGCUGGCCGUUGGCACGGCGAGGGUUUGUUUCAGCGAGAAGAAGGAAGAAAGGCGACAGAUUGGGGCAACACAUGAGAGGUGCUUUUUCUUCUUGCGCAUAUGUGAUUUUCCCUUCCCUUUUCUACGUAGCUACGUGCAUGUCCUGGCGUUGGGAACGGGGAGGAAAGGCCGGAAAAUUCUACUGGUUUAUUUUCCCCGAAUUCAAAAGUGUGAUCUGAUGGGACUCAUCGGACGAUUGACUCUCCUGGUCUAACCUGCUCUGGUCGGACUCCUCAGGGGGUAUGUGUAAGAUGUGAGACUUCGCCUACCCCCUUACUAC